Messenger RNA from Eufriesea mexicana, 4388 nucleotides. It is a transcript of the gene Nup160, whose product is annotated as nuclear pore complex protein Nup160. NCBI's taxonomy places the organism in Eukaryota, Metazoa, Arthropoda, Insecta, Hymenoptera, Apidae. The transcript is spliced from 10 exons. Gene Ontology annotation, molecular function: structural constituent of nuclear pore. The record is from RefSeq and is a predicted model, not a curated record. Gene Ontology annotation, cellular component: nuclear pore. Bases 117 to 4349 code for a protein of 1410 amino acids.
ACCUAAAGCGUAAAGCGUGACUUCAAUGUCCAAUGCCCGCUAAAAUUUAGAGUAACAUUGUAAUGUGAUUUAAAAGUUAAGUUGAUAUAGUACUUAUUCAGAAAUAAAGUAAAAAAAUGGAAGAAUUUCCGUUGGGAUACCGAGAGGUUGUGCCGGAUCAAACUGUACCAGAGAAAUGGAACGAAGUCAAGUUAAACACGGGUGGAAGUCAAAGUACUUUACAAGACAUAAAAGUUCCAGAAAGAGCUGGUGGUUAUUCAUACAAUGAUGGUUCAAAAUAUUUUACACGGAAUCGAUUUAUUUAUUGGCGUAUUUAUCAUGAUGUACUUGAGUUGGUUGAACACAGUCUAGAUAUUAAUUUGGCUAACUGUAGAGUAAGAUAUAAGUUUACAGAUACACCUAUUUUGGAUGGCAUUUCUAUACAUGAAACAGUUAAUUCAGUUAUUAUAUUGAUAACAACUGUUUCUAGUGUUCACAAGUUAUCAUUUCCUCAUCCUGAAAAAAUUCAUAAAAAUGAACAUUCAUUAAGUACAUAUAAAGACUUAGGUAUACAAUCAAUAUUUAGUGAAACAUCUGCACAAAAUAUGAAAAAAACAAAAGAAGAUCCUCAUAUGUUUCAUAUUAUUACGAAUGCUGGAACUACAAAUUCUCCAGUUCCUCAUGCAGCUGCAUCAUGGUUUAUUCCACCACAAGAAGCACUAUUUGCUCUUGCUUAUAAUUCUGGAACUAUACUUCUCUUAAGGCUAGACACUAAAACUGGUUUUGUGCAUACUAGUGAAUUAAAACAAGAUUCAAUAGUACCAAGAUUUCUUAGUGGUAUUGCAACUGCUUUCAGAGGUCGUAGUUCUGAAGCUUAUGUGGCUAUGUCAUUAACUAUACAUAGCUGUGAGAAUGAUACAUAUCUAUUUGCUUUAUGUCGUGAAGGAAAUAUUCGUAUGUGGUCUUGUAAUAAAGCUCAAUGUGUGGCAGUAUCUGAUAUAGCAAUAGAUAAUCGUGUAGCAUCGCAAGGUGCUCAAGGUCAUAUAUUAAGGAAAACAUUAGGUCCUAAUAAUGAAUUAUAUUUGGGAACUUUUCUAAAAUUUAGUUCUAGAUGUGAAUUUAGUAUUUUAAAGCCAAUUCAAGAUAAUGGCAUGUUUAAAUUUGUUAGAUUAUGUACCAAAUUUGCACAAGAUCAACAUUUAGUUGACUUUUUUUUUACUACUACUCGAUUGUGGGCUGUUUGGAGAACUACCGAUAUGGAUACAGUCGAAGUAACACAUGCUCAAUUAUCAUUGAGCGGUGCACGCGUUAAUUCCGAAUGGGAAGCAGCGAUCUUAGAACAAACACCGGAUAGAGACUAUAUUCUUAGCGAUACUGAUACUGAUCCGAGACAAGCAUAUAUUAAUUACAUUUUUUAUCCUGGUCAAUUUUCUUUAACGGAUAUAACAAAAGCAUUGACUAUAUAUCAAAGAUCUAAUUAUAUGGAAGAUAAAAUUCCUUCUGUUGCUGAAUUGAAAGAACGUGUAUGCAUUGCGGUAAAAGCUGAAAUACAGGCAGAAAUUAAGGAUUAUGAACUUAUAGAUGAAGAUUAUUUGGAAAUUGCAAAUCGUUGCUGGUCAAAAUUUUAUUCUUGGGUCAUACAGUAUCAUGCCAAUAGUUCGAGACCAGUAGGAUUAUUAUUAUUGCCAAGUGUUUAUGGUGUAGUUCUAUUAAAAAGAUCAUCCUUUUCACUUUUAAGACCAAUGGAAGCUUUGGAAUAUUUAAUGUUCUGUAAUGAAAAAUCGUACACAUCGCGAUUCAAGACAACACCAAUUUUAUCGCAAGAUGAAGAUAUAUGUCAAGAUCUCAUUACGUUAAUGUCAGCAUUAGUAUUAUUAGAAGAGCAGUUGUGUGAAGAAACUAAAACUGCGAUAAAGAGAGAGUUAUAUCAUUUGAAAAGUCCAGACAUAAUUAUCGAUGAUUUAUUGUCAAAAUUAAUGUUAGAAUCAGAAGAACCAAUUAGUAAUUUCAUUACACAUCAUCCGAGUUGUCACAAAUUGUCAAAUGUUAGAGAUAUAUCCAGUGCUAUGGCAAUGUUACUAGAAACAUUGACAUAUGACCUUGGACAACCAAAUAAGUUACAACUUAAUGAAGAUCAUGAUGCCUCAAAACUAUUACUAAAUAUAAAUCAUUUUUUUAGUAGUCAUUUGGGUAUCUCAGCAAUAUCAAAAAGUGUAGCACAAAUAACCCAAUUGAGGUUUGCAAUUUGCAGAAAUUUAUUACUUUUGCAACAGAUGAUACUGCUACGACCUGAAUUGUUUGAUUCACGAUCGUUACAUUCCAUAAAAUCAUCGCUAGCACCCAGGACAGUAGUAUUAAUGCAAGCUUAUUAUGUUGUAACAUGGAUAUGUGAAUCCACAGCACUAGCAAUGCCUGUACAGUCAUUAUUAGAUUCUAGUGUGCAGCGUCUAGCAUUACUAAAGCUUGUUGAUUCGAGAGCAAAUAUAGGAUUUAAACAUCAUCGAUCUUUAUCAUUAUUAGAAUUAUUUAUACAAAAUUGUGGUGCAAAACAUGCUCAUAAUUUGAUAGCUCAUACAAAUUUAGAUGCAACUACUUUAAUUCCUUGGCAUUAUGGCAUGUUAACGCAUAUUACAUUUAUCGCACAACUCAUAUGGCCAAGGUCGGGAAAUUUUAUUUUCCCUGAAUGGCUACUAUCGAGUUGCCAGUUUCUAUUGGUUCAAGAAUAUGUAAGACUUCUGAAUACUUGGUGUGAAUGGAACAGUGCAUCGAGGAAAUUUAUAUUGGCGGUUGCACUACUUGAAAUGGGAGAAGCACAAAAAGCUUGCGAUCAUUUUCUCCGAGCCUCUGGAGGAAUUUUGACGGAUGAAUUUUUAGCUGAUGCUUUACUCGAAUCCAGCGUAUUAUUCGAAAAUAGUUCAUUAAUUCAGUAUUACUUAAAAGUUAUCAAAUUAUUCGAAGAACAUAAUGCUUCCGAUUGUAUCAUAGAACUCGCUGAAACGGCUAUAUUAAUGGCUGAUAAAGACGAUCCUAAUUUGCCAACUCUUCAUUCAAUAGUAUUUAUGCAACAUUUGAAUCUGGGUCAUCAUACCAAAGCUUAUAACUGCUUAAAUUCAAAUCCAGAUGCUGCUCGUAGAGUAGAUUGUUUGAGACAAUUAGUAGUAACUCUAUUUGAACGAAAAAAAUUAAUAGAUUUAAUUUCAUUUCCAUAUGUUGAUAUGUACGAAGACUUAGAAAGAAUAGUAGAAGGUAGAGCCAGAAGUGUGGAUCUCAUGGAAAAUAAUUACUAUAAUUUCUUAUAUAGCUUUCAUAUAAACAAAGGAAACAUGCGAAAAGCUGCAUCCGUAAUGUACGAGCAAGCUAUGCGUUUGAGCCAAGAAUCACAGUCUGUUGCAAUAGUAUCAAAACAAGCUCAGUGUUUAUUAACAUGUAUUAAUGCAUUACACCUUGUUUCUGAAAAGUAUAGAUGGAUAGUUAGGCCUGUAAUUGAUCAGAAUUAUUUAGAAGAAAUGGAUUAUGAAGUUUUACAGACAAGAAGAAGUGUUAGUAAUGAAGAUCUUCUGCAUUAUAAAAUAAAAAAACAAGUAGAGGUUCUCGAAUUGAACGAUAUAAAAAAAGAAUACUAUAUAGUAGAUGCAAGGUUGAAAGUAUCGAAGAUAAAUUCGGAAUUACAUAUUGUUUCACACGCGGGACCUUCGGAACUUGUUAUUAUUUUACCAACUAUUGGAUUAUAUACAACAGCGUUGCAUUUGUGUGAUGAAUUUAAAAUUAAUAAAAGUUCUGUACUUGAAAGUUUAACUUCGCAAUGUAUACGGUUAAGUCGGGGCGGAGAUCCAAAUGCAUGGGAUUGGCUUAUUCAGAAUGAUAUAUUCGAUAUUGGCCUGUCUAAUACAAAUAUUACAAAUACUGUUUGGAGAUUGUUAGAAUAUUUGACAUUAAAGCAUGAGAAAGAUAGGUGCAGUGCAUUGCAUAAAGCAGUAGCACGAAAAUUACUUCAAGAAGGAGCCUUCAUACCUCAGUGGUUAUUAAUGUCUUAUAAGAAACGAAAUGCUGCAGAACUUCUUCGCCUUAUGUUAAAUACUGGUAGAAUAUUAGAAGCUAGCGACUUAGGAAUUGAAUACAUUAAUGCUGUGUUGGGAAAUGGUAAAGAAAAUUUUGGUCUUAAAACACAUUUAACAUCUGUGACCCCAGCAGUCUGGUUACCACUUAAUACUUUAGAAGUAUUAUUAUAUGAAUUAAAAGAAGUCAGUGAUAAUCCUACCUUCUCUGAGAGUUAUCAGAAAUUACAAGAAGCAUUAAAUGGAUAUGAACAAAAACUAAUAAGGGUAUCAAGGGACAUGAUUGAAAUGAAAUUGAGUAACAAAAAUCGCUAGUAAUAAAUCAAUGAGGCUUUGUGUGUCUACAGAUUGCAC